Molecule: messenger RNA, 810 nt
Organism: Funneliformis geosporum
Lineage: Eukaryota; Fungi; Glomeromycota; Glomeromycetes; Glomerales; Glomeraceae
Source: the annotation of a GenBank genome assembly
AUGUCAAAAAUACGAAAUUCUUUGGUGAAGCAAAUUAAAUUACGAAAACAAAGCGCAACCAAAAUUUAUAAUCAUCUCUCAGGAAUUCAUGAUAGCAAGCCCGAACUCACAUGCCUAUUAGGCUGGUUUAAUUUAAGAGCCAUUGGCACAAACGAGAACCUCGACGAAGCCUUCAAUUUAUUUACAAAAUCAGCUUCAAAAAAUUAUGCACUGGGACAAUUUUAUUUGGCCAUUUGUUACGAGCAAGAAAUUGGCAUAGUAAAAGAUGAAUUAAUGUCAUUAUUUUGGUAUCAAAAGGCAGCGGAAAAUGGAGAAACUUCGGCUCAAGUUAAUUUGGGUCUUGAAUAUGAAUUAGGGACGAAUAUAGAAAAGGAUUAUAACAUGGCAACAAAAUGGUAUCAAAAAGCUGCUGAAAAAGGACAUUUAAUCGCCAUGUAUAAUUUGGGUAGAAUGUUUGAACAUGGUUAUGGUGUUGAAAAAAAUUUUGAUAAAGCAUUUAAAUUCAUGGAUUUAUCUGCUCAAAGCGGAUACCCUAAUGCCGCCUUACUACUUGGUAAUUAUUAUAUAAAUGGGAAAGGGUGUAAUUCCAAUUUAGAUUUAGCAUUUAAAUAUUUUAAAAUAGCUGCAAAAAAGAAUGUGGUGGGUGCUCAAUAUGUUCUUGCUAUAGCUUAUGAAGAAGGUCAAGGAACGAAAAAGAACUUUAAAAAAGCAAUUUAUUGGUAUAAAGUUGCCGCCAAAAAUGGCCACCAAGAUGCUAAAGAUAUUCUUUUAGAAUAUUUACUUGAUGAUAAAAUUUAUUUGAAAAUUUAA